AUGUCGAACCCACAACCGCACAACUGCAACAUUACUCCUAUGAAACUGAUGGAGAAGAUCUACCAAAUUAUCCAGAUCCUCCAGACCCUCAGCACUCUGAUAUCGGAAGUCCAGGCUCUCUGUGUUCAAGGACUCCUUCGUUACAUAUUCGGCAUUCUGUUCUACUUUACGCCGCAGCUGAACCCGUUCCACUUAUUGGAUGCGUACAGGGCCGCCACCAAGGACAAGACCUUUGUCUUUACUUCGGCGAAGCCACAAGAUGGGCAGACACCCGGUAACGGCGGCCAGUCACCCCCACAGGAAGGCUCCAACAAUGGCAGCGAUUCGCCCAAAAAAGACGCAACAGAACCUCCAGCUCCUUGCGGAUGCACAGCAUGA
Molecule: messenger RNA, 378 nt
Organism: Sporothrix brasiliensis 5110
Lineage: Eukaryota; Fungi; Ascomycota; Sordariomycetes; Ophiostomatales; Ophiostomataceae
Exons: 2
Coding region: 1-378 (125 amino acids)
Source: RefSeq, a predicted model, not a curated record